GCGUGCGCUGUAGGAAGAGUAACCUAGUUUUUUGGGGGAGGGCUACGUGGAAGUAACUAAAAGCUACAAAAUGAUCCACAGUUUAUUUAUGAUCAACAGUGCGGGGGAUAUUUUUAUGGAGAAGCACUGGAAAAGUGUCAUCAGCAGAUCUGUGUGUGACUACUUUUUUGAAGAGCAACAAAAGGCCAAUAGCCCAGAAGAUGUGAACCCUGUGAUCUCCACUCCCCACCACUAUCUCAUCCACAUCUACAGAGAAAACAUCUACUUUGUAGCAGUCUGUACAACAGAAGUCCCUCCCCUGUUUGUGAUAGAGUUCCUACACAGAGUGGUCGACACCUUCACAGACUACUUCGGAGACGGAGGAGAGACUGCAAUAAAGGACAACUAUGUUAUCGUUUACGAGUUGUUGGAGGAGAUGUUGGACAAUGGUUUCCCCCUGGCCACAGAGUCUAACAUCCUGAAGGAACUCAUCAAACCCCCCAACAUCCUCCGAACAGUCGUCAACACCGUCACAGGCAGCUCCAACCUAGCAGACACCCUCCCCACCGGUCAGCUGUCUAACGUCCCCUGGAGGAGGGCAGGGGUCAAGUACACCAACAACGAGGCCUACUUCGACGUCAUCGAAGAAAUAGACGCCAUCAUCGACAAACAGGGCUCCACAGUAUUUGCUGAUAUACAGGGAGUGAUUGACUGCUGUGUGAAGUUGUCGGGGAUGCCAGACCUCACCCUGUCCUUCAUGAACCCUCGUAUCCUGGACGACGUCAGUUUCCACCCCUGUGUACGCUUCAAGAGAUGGGAGUCAGAAAGAGUUUUGUCCUUCGUUCCUCCAGACGGCAACUUCAGACUCAUCUCCUACCAUGUGGGGUCUCAGAAUAUGGUGGCCAUCCCUGUGUACGUGAAACCUAACAUCUCCUUCAGAGAGGGAGGGGGGCGGUUUGACGUCACCGUGGGACCUAAACAGACCAUGGGCAAACUGGUGGAGUCGGUGGUGAUCACCUGUGCCAUGCCUAAGGUGGUGUUGAACAUGAACCUGACCCCGACCCAGGGCACCUACACGUUUGACCCGGUUGCCAAGGUGCUGACCUGGGACGUGGGGAAGAUCAACCCCCAGAAGCUGCCCAACCUCAGGGGGAACAUCAGUCUACAGAGUGGGUCUCCCCCGCCAGAGUCCAACCCUGCUAUUUCUGUCCAGUUCAAGAUCCAACAGAUGGCUGUGUCAGGGUUAAAGGUGAACAGACUGGACAUGUAUGGAGAGAGCUCCCCAAAGAAAAGCUUCAGUUUUGAGAAAUACAAGCCGUUCAAGGGAGUGAAGUACUUGACCAAAGCUGGCAACUUCCAAGUUCGGACAUGAUGUUACCUCAUCCAAGCAGACGUUUGGGGUCACUCCGAGGCCACACAAAUAUUAUCACCCAUUGUCACCAUCCAGUUUCUAACCGAAUAGAGAUUUACUAAACUGAAUGUACCUCUUUGAAUAUUUAAUCUGGAAGUUACAACAAACAAUUUUGAAGAGACAAAAAUUUGCCCUAUAUUAAACCUUAGUCCACCUUCACUCAUUUAAUACAUUCCCUACUAAAAGCUUCCCUAUCAAUUU
Messenger RNA from Branchiostoma belcheri (Belcher's lancelet), 1591 nucleotides. RefSeq names its product AP-3 complex subunit mu-1-like. The record is from RefSeq and is a predicted model, not a curated record. Gene Ontology annotation, cellular component: clathrin adaptor complex; cytoplasmic vesicle. The transcript is spliced from 14 exons. The coding region runs from base 71 to 1351 and encodes 426 amino acids. Lineage: Eukaryota; Metazoa; Chordata; Leptocardii; Amphioxiformes; Branchiostomatidae. Gene Ontology annotation, biological process: intracellular protein transport; endocytosis.